Messenger RNA from Anopheles stephensi (Asian malaria mosquito), 1340 nucleotides. Its product is annotated as FAM172 family protein homolog CG10038. The coding region runs from base 157 to 1275 and encodes 372 amino acids. The record is from RefSeq and is a predicted model, not a curated record. Gene Ontology annotation, cellular component: nucleus. Gene Ontology annotation, molecular function: siRNA binding. The transcript is spliced from 5 exons. Lineage: Eukaryota; Metazoa; Arthropoda; Insecta; Diptera; Culicidae. Gene Ontology annotation, biological process: regulatory ncRNA-mediated heterochromatin formation.
AACCGGAUUUUCAAAACAAAUGUAGCCGCGAACCCGAAAGCGGAACUGCAGCAGCAAGACGGCGACGGCGGUGGCAAGAGCACACGCAAAAGUUCGAGGACAUAAACAAAGUACACACACCCGGGUUUGGCGCUUACCUCGGUGGUUAUUCAAUCAAUGUAUCCUGUGCUUUACAUAAUCCCGCUCGCUCUCGGUGCUUUUCAGUUGGCCAACCACGCCAAACUAGCGCUCUACGGUGGUGGUGGUGGUGGUCAUACGAGUGGAUUGCUCCGUUGGACAACGCUUGCGGUUCGGUUUCCGGUUCGAAUGGCGGCCUCCGAGGAACGCACUUAUCCGACCACUUUGGAAGGAUUCGGAUACGGAUUCAAUGAAGAUGGAAAAUUGCGUCAAAUUGAUAAGGAAACGGGGAAGCUUACCGAUCGUGUCUUCGACUAUCAGGUGUACACAUCGCUCUCGGAAAACCAGGCGCACUAUGAAGCGCUGGGCGACGUUAUCACGGACUACGUGUACCAGCGGCUAGAGGAAAAGGAAGGCAUGAAGAAGCUGUACGUUCCAGACGAUGUUCCGCGCGAGGAGGCGACGUUUAUCUUUAGCAGCAAGGAAGAGCUCGACCAACCGAAGAAGCUGCUCGUGCUGAUUCAUGGGAGCGGGGUGGUGCGAGCCGGCCAGUGGGCUCGUAGCUUAAUCAUCAACGAUUGUCUCGAUUCGGGCACGCAGAUUCCGUACAUUAACAAGGGACGCGAGCUUGGGUAUGAUGUGCUGUUGCUGAACACGAACGACAACUAUCGGACGGUUAAGGGAGCGAGGAAGUCGAUCCGUGGCAGUCGCAAUCCGACCGAGCAUGCCGUGACGGUGCUGGAGCAGGUCAUUCUCGCAAGCAAACCCGAGUCGGUAGCGAUCGUGGCGCACAGCUACGGUGGUGUGGUAACGGUAGAGCUAGCGCAACGAUAUCCGGAGUUUUUCCGGGACAAAGUGUUCGCCGUAGGGUUCACGGACAGUGUUCACGCGAGUUCGCUCGUGCCGGAGGUGUUGAAGAAGAUCGGUCGCAAUUGGGUGACGGCAAAGGAUCCACUCGACACCCCGCUGACCAUCACAAAGCACGAUAUUCCCCGGCACUCGGCUGGCCACACUAAGCACGAAAUGACGUCGUACAGUUGCAUGAGUGCACUUUUCGAAUUUCUCGAGAGCCGUUAUACCGAAUUUCGGGGACGGAGAACCGAUACGGGUGGCGCCAGUGAACCACAGUCGAAGAAGGCGAAGGGAGACGAACUGUGAGAGGUAAGAGGCGGCGGUCGAAUACGGAAGAAUAAAUCAACCGGCUUCAAAUUGAAACGGAAGAA